This is a messenger RNA of Fusarium graminearum PH-1, 1134 nucleotides long. RefSeq lists its product as uncharacterized. Bases 1 to 1134 code for a protein of 377 amino acids. The record is from RefSeq and is a predicted model, not a curated record. Lineage: Eukaryota; Fungi; Ascomycota; Sordariomycetes; Hypocreales; Nectriaceae. The transcript has 2 exons.
AUGGUGCAGUUCACUGACUUUAUGAGGAUCCACCAAACCCUCAAUGAAAUGGAGUACGUGCACAAAGACGAUGCCGCAAAGGAUACUAAACCUCUAUGCAAAUUGUGCAUCGAGUUAGACGAAACUCUUCUUAAAGCCUUGAAGAGUAUUUGGAAAGCUAGCACCGACUUUGAAGAAGAUUUCAACUGGGUCUUUGUCGAUGACAGGAUUCAUCUGGUACCUGGCGAUGUAGUCAUGGAUGAUAAUGACUUGAAAAUUGCGCAAGCCCUAUCGCCCUCCGAGCGCACUCGGGUUUCUAAAGAGCAUGGUACAAAAUUCUAUUAUUAUUCGGAACCAUCCGAUAUCAACAAAGUCAAGCCUACACGCUUUAAGGGUCCUACACCAAGAUGGGAUUGUGGUCAAGAAGACAACGACAGUUUCACAUGGGCUACUAAGAGUUCCGACGGACCGAUUCGGCUAGAAAUAUCUUAUGAUGUCAGAAUCCCAAGAGCGGGAUAUGAUGGUUUGUCCCCACCGGACAGCAGUAUCCCUAUGUUUCGUCGAUCCAAGCAGUUUUGCCUUGAUGCACGGCAACUUUCUGAGGCUGAACGGCUCAAGCAAGUACGCAUCGUACUCGACAAAAUUGUCAGACAUUACAAGGUGCCCCGAGAGAUACAGUAUCGGGGUUGGGCGCUGUGUGCUCAUGGCGCCGAGUGCACAGGUCAUCAUGACACCCACGAUAGAGAUUGGAUUGUUGAACGAGGUCCCGAUCUAAGUUUGUUCAUAGAGAGGGAGAUAUCAAAAUUAAACGAUGAGUUUGUGUCCCUGGAUCAGGUUGGACUGGGUCCUACAAUGCAGAUCCGCCUUGACACAAAAAAAGAAGACAAGAAGCGACGGAGACGGCUUGCAUUGGGUCAGGGAAUAUACCAAGACUCGGUCGAUGACUGGAAAAUGAGCGGAGGCCUUGGCGGUCUUGUAGAUUGCAUGCUCCAUGACAGAGUGUUGAUCGGUGCUUGGGGUCGCGGUGGUACGAAGAAGGAGACUAGACAAGUACCCGCCCAAUGGGCACAUGGCUGUGGUCUUAAGGGUCAAGAACGUGCCAUCCAAGCAGUCCGAGAUCUGCAUGCCUGGCCCGAAUGCUGCGAGUGGUGUUGA